AAAACAGUUGAUGGUUAUAAAACGACGUUUCAAAAACAACAACGCGCAUAAAAUAAUUUUAUAUAUUUUUUGUUUAAAUUAAAAAUAAAGAUACAUAUAAACAAAAACAAUAAACAGCCGCACAAAUUGUUCACACAAUAAAUAAAAUUACAAUAGAUUGAAAUAAAAAAAAAAAAAAAUAAAAAAACACAAAAACAACUGUACAAACAAACCAUUGUCAACGCUAAAUUGUCCAUGUUGAUUUAAAAUAAAAAAAAAAAAACAUAAAAAUAGACACUUCUAUUAUUAGAACAAAAUCUACUACACCCCACCGCCAAAAAAAAAAAAAAAAUAUUUGCUUGGUACUUAAUUAAACAGUGUAAAAAAGUGUAAACAAAAUAAAUAAAUCAACAAAUUAAGAUCAUGCCCGAUAACAGUUCAAAAUUUAAUCCAAAUCUACAUUUGGACAUACCCAAGUGGAUUAACGAAAAAUAUUUCGAAAAUAUUCUUAAAAAUGAUGUUGAGAACUUUAAUAAAAUUUUAAAAUUCAGCAUUAUACCGGCCACACCACCGGGUGAAAAUUAUACCUCAAUUAUGUUACGAAUUAAAAUGGAUAUUGAAAUGGAUGAUGGCUUUACUCAACAAAAAUCGUAUAUUAUGAAAACGAUGUUAGACAAUGAUAAAGGUGGCACAUUUAUUAACACCCUCAAUCUAUUUCCCAAAGAGAAACUAAUGUACGAAACUAUUCUGCCACAACUGGAAUCAUUGUAUGAUGAAUGUGGUAGUAAAGUAAAAUUUGCACCAAAAUGUCAUUGGAUUGAAGAUAAAUCCGGGAGAAUAACAUUAGUUCUAGAAGAUUUAUUAACGAAAAAAUUUCGAAAUAUAAAUCGUUUAAAAGGUUUCGAUAUGACACAUAUGAAGAGAGUGUUAGAAAAGUUGGCUGAAUUUCAUGCUGCCUCUGUAGUGUUGCAAGAGCGUUUGGGUUCUUACCCAAAAGAAUUUACCAACACGUACUUACCAGCCAACUAUCAAAAAUCAAAAUCCUAUCAAGCUAGAGUACAGAGCUACAAAGCCGCUAUGGCCAGUUGGGGUUUGGAGGAUUAUGAAAAGUAUGCCAAGAGAAUACCAAAUGCCGAGCAGUAUGUGAAUGCCUCCUUGCAGUGUUUUAGUACGGAAAACAAUGAAUUUAAAGUCUUAAAUCAUGGUGACUUUUGGUCAAGCAAUAUAAUGCUUAAUUAUACCACAAAGGCUGCACCCACUAGUGAGAUUAAUCAAAUACGUUUCGUAGAUUUUCAAAUGUGUAAAUGGGCUAGUCCGGCCAUGGAUUUGUGGGAACUUAUUAUUUGCUCUGUGGAGAGUAAUUUGCGUAUACGUAAUUUUGAUUUAUUCAUAAGAAUUUAUCAUACGCACCUAUUAAAAAGUCUGAAAUUUUUAAAAUAUGAAAAACCUAUGCCUCUAUUGAGUGAUCUUCAUAUAAGUAUGCUGAGACAUGGAUUUUGGGGUUAUUUUACUUCAUUCACCCAUCUUGUAAUGAUUCUAUUGCCUUCGGAUAAAGAAGCCAGUUUACUGAAACUUAUGCAACCCGGUGAAGAUGGUGAUAAAUUCCGUAUGAAAGCUUUUACAAAUCCCCUGUAUGUAAGAGCAAUUUUGGAUAUAUUACCAUUUCUCUAUAGAAGGGGUAUAUUGGAGUUUGAUUUUGAAAGUAAAAUAAAUAUAAAUAAUAUGGGUACUGGUGCUAAAAAUUACACUCCACCUGAAUGGAUUACAGCUGAUUUUCUACAAGAUGUUUUAAAGGAAUACUUUAAAGAUGAUACUCUUGAAGUGCAUGAAAUUGUAGUGAAAAGUAUUAAUGGUGGCGGUGAAAUGGUGGGCAGUGGUUUUGCCAGUGAAAUGCAUCGUGCUAUUUUCAAUUUGAAACGUAAUGAUGUUACCGGUAAAUUUUCUGUUAUUAUAAAGGACCACCCCAAAGGCUACACAGGAGUAGUAGCUCACAAAAGCAAAUUAUUUAAACGUGAAAUAAUGGCUUACAAAGAGGUAAUACCCCGUGUCGAAGAGCUUCUUGCCUCCAUAGGUGAUACAACUAAAAUUGCUCCUGCUUGCUAUUACACCACCGAAUCACCAGAACCAUUCUUAAUACUUGAAGACAUGAACCUAAAUGGUUAUGAAAAUUUCGAAAAAGGACGUUUACUUAAUUUGGACUAUGUUUUACCUACCAUUGAAAAAUUGGCUAAAUUACAUGCCUGUUCUGCUGUUAUAGCAGCUGAAAAUUCAAAAAUUAUGGAAUUCUUUGAAGAAGCACCUAUUUCACGUAAUCCAGAUCGUAAAGAUUUCUUAGGGUUUUUCCCGGUCAAUAUACGCUGUGUAGCCGAAGAGAUUUCACAUUGGAAGGGUUAUGAAGAGAUCACUGAGAAAAUGUUCAAAUUGGCUGAAAAUGUAUUACAAAGUGCAGUUGAUAUGUAUGAAUCCCAUGAGAAUGGUUUCCGUGUAUUUAAUAUGGCUGAUUUGUGGGUUGAUAAUUUGAUGUUUCAUAUUAACAAUGAAACCAAAGAACCCGAUAAUGUUGUAUUGCUAGAUUUUCAAUUGUCCUAUUAUGGCUCCCCCGCCAUGGAUUUGAAUUACUUUUUGUAUGGUUCCCUAAAUGAAAAUGUACGCAAGGUCCAUUUGAAAUAUAUUGUUCGUGAAUAUCAUCGCAUUUUAAAAGAAACUUUAGAGAAAUUAAAUUAUGAUGGUACCAUACCCUCACUUAAAGAAAUUACCAUUGAUAUCAUUAACAACAGUUUGCAAGGUGUUAUUGCUGCUACUUGCUUAACACCCAUUAUAUUUAUGGAAAAAGAAGGUUUCGAAAAUCUAGAAAAUCUUACCUCACGCACUGAAGAAGGCGAUGAAUUGCGUCGUAAAAAUGUUGAAAACCCUAAAUAUAGAGCAUUUCUUCAACGUACUGUAAAGGAAUUCGAAUUAAGUGGAUUCUUAGAUGUUUAAAGAUAAUAAAUGACAAAUGUAUUAAAUAGAUUUUAAGAAAAUGUUAUAAAAUUUGUUAUUGAUAUAAUGUGUAAAAAAGGUAUUUUUAUAAAUGUUCAAAA
Lucilia cuprina (Australian sheep blowfly) is the source of this 3059-nucleotide messenger RNA. RefSeq lists its product as uncharacterized. Lineage: Eukaryota; Metazoa; Arthropoda; Insecta; Diptera; Calliphoridae. The record is from RefSeq and is a predicted model, not a curated record. The coding region runs from base 403 to 2958 and encodes 851 amino acids. The transcript is spliced from 7 exons.